Lytechinus pictus (painted urchin) is the source of this 3262-nucleotide messenger RNA. Its product is annotated as large ribosomal subunit protein mL38-like. The record is from RefSeq and is a predicted model, not a curated record. The transcript is spliced from 8 exons. Bases 56 to 1030 code for a protein of 324 amino acids. Gene Ontology annotation, cellular component: mitochondrial large ribosomal subunit. NCBI's taxonomy places the organism in Eukaryota, Metazoa, Echinodermata, Echinoidea, Temnopleuroida, Toxopneustidae.
ACACCAUUGCAUGCUUGCAUGAUUGUCAUAAUUUUGAAAAACUAUCGCCACGAAAAUGGCUUGUUUUGUUUCAUGCAUGCAGAGGACUGCGUAUUUGAAUAGAGGUUUGAUUUCUGUCAGAACGGUCGUAACAUCACACAACUUCCUUUCACAAAAUGCUUCCCAUGGUGUAGAUAUUGGAUUAGCUGCACCUCACAGACAGAGGAGGAUUAUCAGGCGGAGUAGAGCCUCGGCUAUCAGGGACUGCAGAAGCCAAGCCCAGUUAGAAGCUGAGGCAAGACAUAGAACAUUGAAGAUUCCUCUUGAUCAAGUCAAAGAAGUCUGGGAAGAAACUAGCGGACCAUAUCACAUACGAGAUGUAGCCAGUCAUUAUGGUAUCUUCAAAGAUUUAUUUGAUGGAGCCAGCUUUGUGCCCUACGUACCCCUCUCGAUAUCGUACAGUCAAACGUCUGGGGAACAUGUACCGGUUUUCAGGGGGAACAUUGUCACCCCAUCAGAGUCUGCUCGAGCACCUGAUGUUAAUUAUUCCGCUUCUGAUGAUAGUUUAUGGACACUACUUUUGACUAAUCCUGAUGGACAUCUACAAGACAAUAAUGCUGAAUAUGUGCAUUGGCUAAUAGGUAACAUUCCUGGAAAUAGGAUAGGUGAAGGGGAAACAUUAGUUGACUAUCUAACCCCCUUCCCUGUUAGAGGUACAGGAUAUCAUCGUCUUAUCUUCAUCUUAUUCAAACAACAAUCAAGGAUAUCAUUUGAUGAGGAACAACAACAGAUGCCAUGCCAUAGUUUAUCUGGCAGGACAUUCAAGACCUUGGAUUUUUACGUAAAACACCAAGACGUGAUCACACCUGCUGGAUUAGGGUUCUUCCAGAGUCGAUGGGAUCAGUCAGUUCAACAAACCUUUCACCAAACCCUUCGUAUGAGAGAGCCUGUGUUUGAAUACGAUGCGCCCAAGCAGUACAUCGCUCCACAACAGAAGUGGCCACAUCGAAAACCAAUCCAUUAUCUCAAAAAAUUCUUACCAAAAGAUUGACACAUCUUUGCCCAACCUCUGCUCAUAUCGGACAUUUCUUUUGCUACUUCAUAAUAAUGUGAUGAUAUUUUGAUGGUGUGCAUGACAUUACAGGGGUCCUAUUGUAUAUAAUAUUGUUAUAAUAACACAUUUGCAAUAACAGUAUAAAACUACUUGACAUCAUUCAAUUUGAUUAACUGAUCAUGAACUUGUUGUACUAACAAGUCUUUAUGAAUAUCAUAGAAGAGGCUUACGGUUCACCUUGUGAUUAGUCCUGAAGAGGUCCGUUGGAUGGAGGAGUGAUAGAGAUGAAAAUUGAAAGGUGGGGAAGUGAUAGAUGAGAGUAGGUGUGAUGAUCAUCACAUGAGCGUCGCUUCUUCUCUCCUCUGGUCAUCUACUCAUUGCUCCCAAGACUUGACUCGUCUACUCUUCUGCUCCAAGUCAUCACUUCUCAUCUCCUGAAAGAUACUUCUUACUACCAUUCAUCUUUUUCCUUAUCUCUUAAUUUUAUCCAAUUUCAUUUCUCCAUUUAGUAGAGCGGAUUAGCUCCAAAAAUCACAACAAUUGUGCAAAUUUUGACUAAAGCAUGAAACUUUCACAAGUAUUAGUAUAUGCCGUAAGAUUUAUUUUAAAGGUGGGAGGUAAAUUUCAAAAUGCCAUUUUCGGCCGUUGCCAUGGCAACGGAUUAAUUUCUCAAAAAUGACAUACAUUCCCAUGUAAAUGGUAAAUAAACAUGACAUAGAUGACCAAAAUGAUAAUUUUCAAGUUCCCAAUUGAUUAUAUAUAAAAUUUAGAAACAUUCAAAAUUAACAAGAUAGUUCCAAUUGGUCCGUUGCCAUGGCAACGGCUUGUUUUUUCCCCAGAAAAAUAAAAAAACUGAUUAAAAAAACGUUGUACAAUAGGAUUUAUCUUUAAUUUCCCCUAAUUUUACAGUGUAAAACAACGAUAUUUUGGUUGCUCAAUGUAUAAACUACAUCUCAAGCCAUUGCCAUGGCAACCAAAUAACAUCUAAUUUACAAAAAUAACAUGGUAAACUAGACAAUGGACAGGUGGAAAAUACAACUGGAAAUGACUUAAUAUGUAUGCUUAAGUUUUGACCCCCUCAUUUGAACAAAAAAUACAGAAUGUGUUCUGCAGGAGUUCUUUAUAAAGAUAAAACAUUAUGUUGCCUUGGUAAUGCUUGAAUUAAAUAAAAAAAAACGAAUGUUGCAAAGAUCCCGUUGCCAUGGCAACAGUUUAUUUCCCUCUAGAAAGGUAAAAAUAUUGAUAAAAAUAUAGAAUACAUGUAUGAUCAUCAUUCCAUUUUCAAUAUUUUUAAGGAACUAAUCAAAAUAUGAUUGUGACUACAUUUAUAAAUAUAACAUCUUAAGCCAUUGCCAUGGCAACCAGAUAACAUCUAAUUUAAAAAACAACAGCAGGGAUGACAAGGUUAUGGAUAGGUGAAAAGUACAAUGAAAAUUAACUUAUGUAUAUGCAUAAGGUUUGACCUACUCAAUUAAUUUAGGGGAAAUAAUACAGUGAGUGUUCUGCAUGAACUAAUUGGAAUGAUACAGAUUGAUGUUGCCUUGGUAAUACUUGAAUUCAACGAUAAAUAUCAAUGUUGCAAAUUGCCUGUUGCCAUAGCAACGGAUCAUUUAGUACCAGUUUUUAUUAAAAAAGGACUAUAGAAUCUGGUUUUUCUUGCAUUUCCCCCAAUCUUAGUGUGUUAAACAUAGAUAUGUUUGAUGCAAAUUGUUUUAAAAAAAUCUAAUGCUAUUGCCAUGGCAACCAAAUAAUAUCUAAUUCACAAAAAAAUAAUAAUUUGGAUGACAAGAUCAUGGACAGGUGGAAAAUACAAAUAUAAAUCAAUAUGCGAAAGGUUUGGCUAGUCAUUUAAUUUUAAACAAAAAAUUCACUAAGUAUUCUGCAUGAGUUCAUUAGAAUAAUGAAUUGAUGUUGCCUUGGUAAUUCUUGAAUUAAAUGAUAAAUAUUAAUAAUUCAAAUGUUCUGUUGCCAUGGCAACAGCUCAUUUCCCCCAGAAAAGUAUCAGCAGCUUUGAUAAAUAAAAACAUGAUAAAAUCUGAUUUUUCUUUCAUUUCCCUUAAGUUAAGGGUGUUAGAAAAUAUAUGUUUGCGGUUAAUAUGUAGAUAACAUCUUCAGCCAUUGCCUUGGCAACCAAUCAAUCAAGAUAAUUUAUAAAUACAAAAAAAAAUUACUGUUGAAAUGAUAAUGGUCAGGUGGGAUGUAAAAUAAAGGUUUACUUUUAAAAGCUCC